UGCAUAUCUUUAGAGCACUGAACGCCGUGCACCAGGUCCGAGACGAAAAGUUUUCGUUUUUAUUAUUGUUUAUAAGUAAACAAAAAAUUUGCACAAAAUGGAUUUGUACGACGACAUCGACGCAAAGCCACGCGCCACCCAAAUGGAUGGAUGGUCUUCGGGCAUCAAAAUGCUGCAAACGCAGUUGGCAGUAAAAAAAGCCCAGCUGCCGAAGCCCAAGGCGAGGGAUCAAAUCAAGAAACCGCUCAUGACACCAGUGGUUAAUUUGCGCACCAAACGCAACGCAGAUGCAGAAAAUUUUGUGCCCAUGACAGUCGCUGCCAGGCCAAUCAUCACCAGCACCACAGUGGCACCUCCGCCGGCACUGGAGAACAUUAAAACAGAUGAUUGGGAUUUCGUGGACGAAUAUGAUCCACAGUGGCCCAACGAGUACGAGAAACUGAAGGACAAGACAAAGGGCAGUGACAAGUCACGCAACAGUGGCGCAAGUGGCAAUCGAGAAGAGCGCGACCGAGACCGAGACAGGGAUCGCGAUCGGGAUCGUAAGCGCAACCGUGGCGGACGCCGGGAGACACAUAAUCAUGACACCUCGCCACCAGCCAUGAAAUUCAGUGGCUUUGGUCAGCGACAGAGUGAUGAAGACAGAUACAGUCCGCCGGCGCCAGGCUCAGUUGCCAAGCAGGGCGGUGGUGCGGCCAUAGCGCCACCACCUUCGCUAUCCAUCGACAAUGGGGAUGGGUCUUCGAAUGUAACCAUACCAUAUUCUGCCAGCUCGGUGGCAGCAAAGAUAAUGGCCAAAUACGGCUUCAAGGAUGGCCAGGGAUUGGGAAAAUCAGAGCAGGGCAUGUCUGUAGCCCUGCAAGUGGAAAAGACAUCAAAGCGUGGCGGUCGCAUCAUACACGAAAAGGACGUAUUUUUACCACCUCCAUCUACCUCCCCGCCGCUCUCUCAGCUGGCCGCCGUGAACGCAACGCCGCCAGUUUCGAGUCCUAGUCCUACUGCUGCUGCCGCCGCCUCCAUGCCACCGCCACCAUUGCCAGGCGCAGCAACACCCGCACCGGCUAGUGAGCCCGAGCCUAGCAUUACCGAAAUCAUGAAGGCGCCCAGCAAAGUUGUUCUACUACGCAACAUGGUCGGACCAGGCGAUGUGGAUGAGGAACUCGAACCCGAGGUCAAGGAUGAGUGCAACACAAAGUAUGGUGAAGUCAACAGUGUUAUCAUACACGAGGCCUUUGGUACGGUUCCGGAGGAUGCGGUCAAAAUAUUUGUAGAAUUUAAACGUAUAGAGAGCGCCAUAAAGGCUGUUGUAGAUUUGAAUGGUCGAUUUUUUGGCGGACGGCAAGUGCGUGCUGGAUUCUAUAACUUUGAUAAAUUUAAAAGCUUUCAAUUAAAUUAAGCCA
Drosophila novamexicana is the source of this 1400-nucleotide messenger RNA. It is a transcript of the gene Spf45, whose product is annotated as splicing factor 45. Gene Ontology annotation, molecular function: RNA binding. Lineage: Eukaryota; Metazoa; Arthropoda; Insecta; Diptera; Drosophilidae. The record is from RefSeq and is a predicted model, not a curated record. Gene Ontology annotation, cellular component: precatalytic spliceosome. Gene Ontology annotation, biological process: alternative mRNA splicing, via spliceosome; mRNA cis splicing, via spliceosome. Bases 98 to 1396 code for a protein of 432 amino acids. The transcript is spliced from 3 exons.